AUGGCCGUCGGAUUGCUCAGCAUCCCAAGGGAGAUUCGCGACCUGAUUCUCGAUGAAGUCGUCUUCCUGCCCGAUCGCCCACCGCCCCUCAACCCCUCAGUCAGCCAGGACCGCAAGAGGCGCGAGUACAAGGGCCAAGGAUUUUUCGAUGGCCACGACAUUUGGGUCGAGAAACAGAUCCGCGCACCGCCCUCGGGCUCCCCCAACAACGCCAUUCUCCUCGUCAAUCGCCAACUGCACUACGAGGCCAAGACCCUGCUUGCCUCCAAAGGAACCCAUUGUCGCCUCGAUGUUAUGUAUGUCAAAGAGUGUGGCUUGUGGCCGACUUGGCUCGCCGUGCCAAGAUCCACCCGCCACGCCGACAGCGUCCAUGUGCAAUUCCGCAUCUUCGACCCUCCCGCCGACGUCAACCCUGACUGGAAGAACGAGCAACAGUUUCGCGGCGGCGACGGCGGUCCGCCCUUCAUCGUAUGGAACUUCUACGCCAUGCUCUCCGGUUACUUGCGAUACGGCCCGACGGCUUUCAGCAGCGUCGUCGCCGACCCGUCAAACUUCACCAUCAAGAGGCUGGUGAUCGACGUCCUCCCGCCGCCCCCCGAAGAAAAGCAUGAUCGUCUCGUGUCCGGCAGUAGUGCGCGGCGGCCGGCGGCCCUCGACAUGUUCGAGAGGUUCAACACCUUAGUCAUGGAUGCGGAGAAGCGCGAGCGCAAAGGCAUCACCUGGCCUCGACCGCCAGAGGGCAAGGAGAGCCUCAUCCCGGCAGAGAAGCUUGCUUUCUUCAUGUGUUGCCAGAUUGGCGGUCUCCUGUCCAUGUACAGGGACUGGGCCGACUUCGGCGCCGUCCUCUACGAGGGCAUCGGGAGCAUCGAGAUCCGCGUCAACGGCGAGCCGCGACGCUACUUUGACCUCGACGACAUGCUCGACGGCUUGCCCAUACAGCCCAUCGCGGCCUGGAAUGAAAAGGAACAGCAAAAGAGACAGAAGCGCUUCGACGACUGGAAAGCCCAAGCGACAGCAACGAGACGAAGCUGGAAAAAGUGA
Molecule: messenger RNA, 1041 nt
Organism: Colletotrichum higginsianum IMI 349063
Lineage: Eukaryota; Fungi; Ascomycota; Sordariomycetes; Glomerellales; Glomerellaceae
Exons: 1
Coding region: 1-1041 (346 amino acids)
Source: RefSeq, a predicted model, not a curated record